This is a messenger RNA of Bipolaris sorokiniana ND90Pr, 1073 nucleotides long. RefSeq lists its product as uncharacterized. The record is from RefSeq and is a predicted model, not a curated record. The coding region runs from base 92 to 1072 and encodes 326 amino acids. The transcript is spliced from 2 exons. Lineage: Eukaryota; Fungi; Ascomycota; Dothideomycetes; Pleosporales; Pleosporaceae.
UACAAAUUAUAGCAAUUACUUUUAGGAAUACCGUCCUAUACUGAUACCGUGCCUGGUCGAAUAUCAAAGUAUAGUCUUGGUCAUCUCUAACAUGAUAGGAACAUCGACCUGGGACUACAUUUUCAUCCGGGCCUGCAUAUUUGUCUUACACUGGAUUGCCCCUCUUAGUGUCCUCUGGUGUUUGAUCUCUCUUUUUUAUCCUCGACUCUACAUCUCCUGGAUACUACAGGUCUGGGCUAGCCUCGAGACAGCGUUUCACCUCCUCGUAUACUACCCACGCAAAAUUUAUCUACAAAGAGCAGCAACCCAUCCGACGCCUAUAUCUCGCGAACAGCGUCGCGUACUUUUCCAGCGCUGUCAUCAGAAUAUUCCUGACCCGGAGCGUUAUCUCUUGAAAUGGUUUAGGGACGCCCCGGCAUCUGAGAUCAAGCAGGAGAAUGUUAAGGAUUUCUUUCGGUGGGCUUUUCUAAACACCGGAGAACCUAACACAAGGGAAGAUGAAGAGCUAGAGGGGUAUAUUAAGAUGAUGGAAGAGCUGCUAGAGAGGAAGAUAGAACCUGGGAGGGGAAAGGCAGACUGCCUUAGACUGACCCUUGACAAGGUUAAUAUGUUGCAUCGGAGCUUAACAUGGUACCUGUGUGUGUCCAUUGUCGACACGGUAGCGUCUGGCUACAUGCGCUACCACUCCUUCGACUUCUAUCGGACUUCUCUCCUUCGAUUUCCCACAGUCUUCCCCAUGCGCCCCUUUACUCUUCUCACUCCCUAUCGCUCUUUAACGAAAACUAUCACUUACUGGCACCGUCCACACACUUCAAGAACUAGACUUCCUGUUCUCUUUAUCUACGGUAUAGGCAUUGGAAUCUACCCCUACAUAGAUUUCUUGGCCGAAUUAAAUUUAGCGGAUGAAAUAGACGGACCAGACGGAGAGAUAGGUAUCAUCGCUGUAGAGAUUAUGUCUGUGAGCUUUAGGAUUACAGGCGAGGCGCUAGGGAAAGGGGAAAUGUGUCAGGAAAUUGAUUGCAUAUUAAAGGCACAUAACUGGGAAAAGUUUGUGUUGGUAUCACAUUCGUGAG